Mercurialis annua (annual mercury) is the source of this 4362-nucleotide messenger RNA. RefSeq lists its product as uncharacterized. Gene Ontology annotation, molecular function: RNA-DNA hybrid ribonuclease activity; nucleic acid binding. Bases 1 to 4362 code for a protein of 1453 amino acids. The record is from RefSeq and is a predicted model, not a curated record. Lineage: Eukaryota; Viridiplantae; Streptophyta; Magnoliopsida; Malpighiales; Euphorbiaceae. The transcript is spliced from 5 exons.
AUGAAAAUCUUCAGUUGGAACCUCCAGGGAUUGGGGAAUUCUUGGACGGUUCGGGCUCUUAAAUUAUUCAUUAAGAAUAAUUCCCCAGACAUUUUCUUUUUGAUUGAAACAAAGUUAGUUCGCAGUGAAUUUGUUGAUUCUGAUGGUAGGAAGGGUGGAUUGGCUCUUUUCUGGAGGAAAACUAUUGAUGUUAACAUUGUUACUUCAUCGCAUAAUCAUGUGGCUUUUAUGGUUAUAUUUGGUGACUUUAAUCUUCAUUUAUUUCAUGGCGAGAAGUAUGGGGGGAGAGAUAGUGACCAACGGGAGAUGGAUAUGUUUCGAGAGGCUCUUGAUAGUUGUGGUGUAGCUGAUUUGGGGCACAAAGGUGGUAUCUACACCUGGUCCAACAGACGACGGGAUGACAAUCUCAUACAAAUUCGUCUUGACAGAUUUGUGGCCAAUAUGAAAUGGCAGGAAUCCCACCCGGGUUGGCUUGUAUCUCAUCUUUCAAGGUAUAAGUCAGACCAUUGCCCCAUUCUCCUUGACUCUACGGGUUUAGAUCGGUCGAGUGAAUUUGGUAAUUUACUUAGUUUUUUUAACUCUUUUAAUUCCUUUAUAGUUGAUUCUGAUGGUAGGAAGGGUGGAUUGGCUCUUUUCUGGAGGAAAACUAUUGAUGUUAACAUUGUUACUUCAUCGCAUAAUCAUGUGGCUUUUAUGGUAACGGAGGCUUCAAUAGAUAAUUCUUGGAUGGGCAUCGGGAUGUACGGUUGGUCUGAAUCUCAAUAUAAGUCUCGGACCUGUGAGCUUAUUAAGGAUUUGCGGUGUGUUGCUACACAACCGCAGGUUAUAUUUGGUGACUUUAAUCUUCAUUUAUUUCAUGGCGAGAAGUAUGGGGGGAGAGAUAGUGACCAACGGGAGAUGGAUAUGUUUCGAGAGGCUCUUGAUAGUUGUGGUGUAGCUGAUUUGGGGCACAAAGGUGGUAUCUACACCUGGUCCAACAGACGACGGGAUGACAAUCUCAUACAAAUUCGUCUUGACAGAUUUGUGGCCAAUAUGAAAUGGCAGGAAUCCCACCCGGGUUGGCUUGUAUCUCAUAUUUCAAGGUAUAAGUCAGACCAUUGCCCCAUUCUCCUUGACUCUACGGGUUUAGAUCGGUCGAGUGGUGGGGUUCCUAGAUCUAGACCGUUCCGCUUCGAACAGAUGUGGAUGACGAAUGAUAAUUUUGAUGGGGUGGUCUCGGAAGCUUGGAGGGAGUCGGGAAUGGGUAGCAUGGAUUUUAUGACCAAGAUUGAAGCUUGUGGGGCGAAUCUCAAGAGUUGGGCUCUCUCAAACUUUGGAGCUGUUAACAAAAGCAAAAAACAAAAGCUUGAGGAGCUGUUACAGCUUCAAAAUCAUACCGACCCAGACAGGGUCUAUGAGCGGUGUCAGCAGGUCUCGGCUGAGCUGGAUGAUAUCCUUACGACAGAAGAAAUAAUGUGGAAGCAGAGGUCGAGGGCAGAUUGGUUGCGGGAGGGAGAUCGCAAUACAAAGUUCUUCCAUAAUAAAGCAUCAAAUAGGAAAAAGAACAAUUUUAUCCAUCGUAUCCAAGAUGGAAGUGGGACGUGGAAGCAAGGAAAGGAGGUUUUUACCGUGGUUGAGGAGUAUUAUCGGCAGUUGUUCACUACCUCCUACCCUACGAACCAAGACAGAGUGUUGGCAUGCAUUGAUUCGGCUCUCACAGCUGAACAAUUCUCAGAUCUGCAACGUCCGUUCAGCGAAGAGGAAGUUAUUGCGGCUCUCAAACAAAUGGGAUCGCUAAAGGCUCCAGGACCUGAUGGUAUGCCUGUCCUGUUUUAUAAUUCCUAUUGGCAUGUGGUGGGGAAAGACGUUAUCGCCUGUAUUUUGGAUUUCCUCUCUACUGGAACUAUGCCCAGCCGUGCUAAUCACACUUUUCUCACUCUCAUUCCGAAGAUUGCUACCCCUGAGACUAUGAAAGAUCUUCGACCUAUAAGUCUUUGCAACGUAAUCUAUAAGUUAAUAGCUAAAGUAAUUGCUAAUAGACUUAAAGGUGUGCUAUCUGGGUUGAUUGAUGAAGCUCAGAGUGCUUUUGUUCCGGGAAGAAUGAUCACGGAUAAUGCUAUGAUUGCCUUUGAGGUUUUUCAUUCUAUGGCAAAGCGGUCGCAAGGGAAGCAAGGAGCGGUCGCUCUGAAACUUGACAUGAGUAAGGCUUACGACAGGGUGGAGUGGAGCUUUAUUGAGAGAGUAUUGGAGAAAAUGGGAUUUCCACAUCAUUUUAUUCGGCUGAUUAUGGUUUGUAUCUCGUCAGUCUCCUUUUCGUUCCUCAUUAAUGGGACUCCUUUUGGUCUGCUUUACCCAGAGCGGGGCUUGCGUCAAGGUGACCCCUUGUCGCCAUAUUUGUUCCUGAUUUGUUCGGAGGGAUUUUCUGCUCUUAUAAGGAAAGGUAUCCGAGAUAGAGUGAUAUCGGGUGGUAGGGUCUGCAGGGGUGGUCCUCGGAUUAGUCACUUGUUGUUUGCUGAUGACAGUGUCCUUUUCAUUAAGGCUUCAUCUCGGGAGGGGAGGGCUCUGAAGGAAAUAAUCACGUCGUAUGAAGAAGCUUCGGGCCAGGUCGUUAAUAUUGAUAAAUCAGAAAUGUUUUUUAGCACAGGUGUUGCUCAAAAUCAUAGAACUGAAUUGGCUGAGAUGUUGGGGUUCAGGGUAGUCGACUACUUCAAAAAGUACCUGGGUAUGCCCACGCUAGUCGGACGGUCUAAGAAACCCAUCUUUGCGUUCCUUAAAGAACGGCUUCAUAAGAGAGUUCUCGGGUGGAAAGAGAAGUUUCUUUCGAAAGCAGGUCGCGAGGUGCUUAUCAAGUCAAUAGCCCAAUCAAUUCCCACGUAUGUUAUGAGUUGUUUUGCACUCCCAGUUACUUUUUGUAAUGAGAUGAGGAGCAUUAUCUCGAAAUUUUGGUGGAGCGGUACUGAUGACAAAAACAAGAUUUCAUGGGUGAGUUGGCAGUCUAUUUGCAAACCAAAGAGCGAGGGUGGUCUAGGCUUUCGGAAUCUCCAUGCUUUUAAUUUAGCUAUGUUAGCUAAACAGGCGUGGAAGCUAGCGCAGGACCCUCAUUCCUUAUGUGCCAGAGUUUUAAAAGCGAAAUAUUUUCAGCACACUGACUUCUUGCAGGCAGGAGCUCGGAGGGGGUCGAGUUUUCUUUGGCAAAGCAUCAUGGAAGGAAAACGAGUCCUUGACACAGGAGUUGCGUGGAGAAUAGGUAACGGGGAGAAAGUGGAUGUGGGGUGUAAGGUGAAAUACUUCUUAACUGCUGAUGGCCGAUGGGAUGUUGAGAAGCUCCAGAAUUGUUUUUCAUCAGAUGACGUAUCCAACGUUCUCAAAAUCCCACUUAGCAGGAAUCUUCCGCCAGACAAGCUUUUUUGGACGUUCAAUAGGAACGGUUUUUAUACGGUGAAAUCGGGAUACUAUCAGGCUUGCAAGGUUCUUCACAGGGACGUAGCAUCAUCGUCUUCCUCACAUAAUAACGAUGGUCUAUGGAAGAGAAUUUGGCGGCUCUCAGUGCAACCUAAGGUUCGUCAUUUCAUUUGGCGUAUUUUGCACGAAUCUCUUCCAUGCAACGCAAAGUUGGCUCGUCGGAUUCCUGCGUCAUCAGAGUUAUGCCCUAGGUGUGGUGUUGUAGAGGAGUCUCAGUUACAUGCUCUAAAGGAUUGUGAGAUGUUCAACCGGCUUAAGAAAGAUGAAGUUCAUAUUUUCGUCAUGAGUUUGUGGGUUAUCUGGCUGGAUCGUAAUAAUAUUGUCUUUGACAAUAAUCGCCACCCUCCUGAUUUGCUUUUCCGGUCUGUCUACCCCAGGUCUGACCAACGAUCAGCUUCUGACCGUCGGUCUAAUGCUCUGCGACCUCCUGUUCUUGUAGAAUGGGAACCUCCAGCCACGGGGACGGUGAAGAUUAACACUGACGCUGCGAUAUCAGCUGCUAAGAACCGCUCUGUCUCCAGUGCUAUUUGCAGGGAUGAGAAUGGAAGGGUGUUAAGGUGGGGAGUUAAACUGAUGCAAGGUGUUGUGGAUGCUGAGCUUGCCGAAGCCCACGCUGUACUUUUCGGAAUUCAGCUAGCUUCAACGUUUUUGGGUACUCAGUUGGUAUUUGAAUCCUAUGCCUCAAAUGUUAUCAGCAGACUGUUGAACCCGUCAAGUGCGAUUGAUCCUAUUCAGUUGGUGAUUGAGGAUUGUCUGGAUUUGGUGAAGGGUAGCAACGUUGUCUUCAAGUUUGCUCGUCGUCAAUGCAACCAUGUUGCCCAUGCUUUGGCAAAAUGGGGAGUAUUUUAUGAUAAAGAUUAUAUUUGUAACGGGAGCGUUCCUUUCCCGGUGAAUGAACUUAUUAAUGUCUCUUGUGAUUGA